AUGUAUUCCGCCGCGACUUUCCUUUCUCUGGCUGCUCUGGCUAAAAUGGUCUCCUCUGUGUCCGUCGGGCCAGUCGCCUCACUCGUCGUGGCGAAUGGCACGAUCGCUCCCGAUGGCUUCCCGCGAGCUGCCGUUCUGGUUGGCGGGACGUUCCCGGGUCCUCUCGUCACCGGAAAAAUUGGGGACAACUUCAAGCUCACGGUAGUGGACAAUCAGCAAGAUAAUCGGAUGCUGGAGCCUACGUCGGUUCACUGGCACGGCCUGUUCCAAAAUGGGACCAACUACAUGGAUGGCCCAGCAUUCGUGAACCAGUGCCCUAUUUCUCCCGGCAAUUCUUUCACAUAUGACUUCACGUCCCAGCAGGCUGGGACGUUCUGGUACCACUCUCACUUGGCAACUCAGUACUGCGAUGGCCUUCGCGGUGCGAUGGUCAUCUACGACCCCGCGGACGCCUACUUGAAUCAAUACGAUGUGGACGACGAAUCUACCGUGAUCACUCUCGCGGACUGGUACCACGUUUUCGCCGAGACGGUGGCUGGCGUCGCCACACCAGCUUCAGUGCUCAUCAAUGGUCUUGGACGCACGGCUGAUACGGCGAGCAACACCACGCUCUCGGUUAUCAAUGUGACGAAGGGCCUGCGUUACCGCUUCCGUCUGAUCAACACCGCGUGCGACUCGGACUACGUCUUCCAGAUUGACGGGCACUCGAACAUGACGAUCAUCGAGGCGGACGGCGUGCUGCACGAGCCGCUCAGCGUUGAUUCCAUCCGCAUCUAUGCUGGACAGCGCUACUCGUUUAUUCUGACCGCCGACCAGGCCGUCAACAACUACUGGAUCCGUGCGAACCCCAGUACCGGCCCGACGGGUUUUGCCGGAGGCAUCAACUCUGCCAUUCUGCGCUACGUUGGUGCGCCUUCCUCUGAGCCAACCACCGCACAGGACACGUCCGUUAAGGCUCUCGUGAACGAGGUGGACCUGCACCCGCUGGUCAACCCGGGCACUGUCGGAAAACCGUUCAGCGGUGGUGCUGACGUCCAGGUCAACCUGGCCCUGGCUUUCGAUCUGACGACGUUUAAGUUUACGGUCAACGGUGCCUCUUUCACCUCCCCGACUGUCCCCGUGCUGCUGCAGAUCCUGUCUGGAGCCCAGCCCGCCCAGGCCCUGUUGCCCGCGAAAACAGUCUACACGCUUCCACACUUCGCGUCUGUCGAACUCACCCUGGCUGGUGGAGUUAUCGGUGGCGGGCAUCCGUUCCACUUGCACGGCCACACAUUUGACGUCAUCCGCUCGGCCGGUAGCAGCGCUUACAACUACGUCAACCCCGCGCGCCGCGACGUCGUCAACAUCGGUGGCACAGGCGACAAUGUUACCAUCCGUUUCUUCACGGACAACCGUGGACCAUGGUUCCUCCAUUGCCACAUCGACUGGCAUCUCGAAGCCGGCUUUGCUAUUGUCUUUGCGGAGGCCGUUGACGACUGGAAGGCCGAGAUCAGCCCCAACACCGAGUGGGAGCAACUGUGCCCGAAGUACAACGCUCUCUCGGCUGAUAUCACCUCCCUCGCCGGAUAAAAUAGAGUCAAAACUGCCUAUCCCCACGCUCGUUACUUCCCUCUCUUGUUACAUAGUUUACUCAGAAUUAAUUUGCAUGUAUCCAUUGACCGGGCGCCGCUGCCCAACGAACCGCCGGCACGUGAUUUUGAGACACGUGAUUUUGGUUGGAAGUACUGGUGUUUCGAGAGAUAAGUGUUCGGCACCUAAUCAUAAAGAUCAUUAUAAUACAGGCCGGCUGAAGGAACACUGAGAUUAAUCUACCCAAAACUUAGGCUAUCGCAGAAAUGGCUGAUGAUUAAUCAAAGAAUGAAAGUACAUAGCUCCCAACACUGACUGAAAAAUCACAUGAGAGGUUCUACUCUAUUAGAGUACAUUGCAUUUCCAUAUACUCUAUGAGAGUACAUUAGAUCCACGGUGCAUUGCUCUGCCCUAUAGACCAAACUUUCUCAGGUGUUUUGUAUCGCUCAAUCUAGGCCUUUUGGAUGUGGCUGAGCCCACUGUGCAACGAUUAAUGUUGCACUGCCACCUGUCAUAUCAUUCGCUGGCGACGCGGUCACGCGGUCAAAGCGAUCGAC
Messenger RNA from Mycena citricolor, 2126 nucleotides. NCBI's taxonomy places the organism in Eukaryota, Fungi, Basidiomycota, Agaricomycetes, Agaricales, Mycenaceae. The record is from the annotation of a GenBank genome assembly.